This is a messenger RNA of Malus domestica (apple), 3042 nucleotides long. RefSeq lists its product as uncharacterized. NCBI's taxonomy places the organism in Eukaryota, Viridiplantae, Streptophyta, Magnoliopsida, Rosales, Rosaceae. The record is from RefSeq and is a predicted model, not a curated record.
AUGAAAAAGAGUUGGUUGACAGUAUCACGAAAUUUGGAAACGUAUACAGAUGGAAUUAAUUUGUUUUUGGAUCAAGCAGUUGCAAAUGGUGUUGGCCCCGAUAAGUUUAGAUGUCCUUGCAAAAGAUGUUGUAAUCAAUAUACUUUUGUUAGAAAAACUAUUGUCGAACAUCUUGUGUUGUAUGAUAUGGAUAAAGAUUACAAAAAUGCUUCGUGGCGACAUCAUGGGGAAUCUUUCAUGGGAGAGCAAAAUAUGGGGAUUGGAGAAGAAGGUGUUGGGCCAUCUAUUGAAACAGAAGAUCGGUUGACUGGUAUUCAUGAUGUUCUUAAUGAGGUAUUUGUCCAACCAUUAACGGAAGAAGGUAUUGGGCCGUCUACUGAGCCCCUUUCUGGGGAAGAGCGUCCGAAAGAGGUCGAGACUUUUAAGUUGCUUGAAGAGGCAUAUCAAGAUUUGUGGCCAGGUUGUAAAGAAUUUAAAAAAUUGGAGGCAAUUGUAAGAUUGUAUCAGAUUAAGUGUAUAGCAAGAAUGUCGGAUGGGAUCUUCACCAAGUUACUCGAGUUAAUUAAAAAAAUGUUGCCUGAUGGAGAUUGUUUGCCUGAAUCUUGUUAUAAGGCAAAAAAACUUAUAAAUGACUUGGGUCUGACGUAUGUGAAGAUUGAUGCGUGUCCUAAUAAUUGCAUGAUUUAUUGGAAAGAAACUGCAGAGUUGACCGCAUGCUCACGGUUGUAUAUGUCGAAGCAUACGGCUGAGCAUAUGAGGUGGCACACAACUGAAUGUCCUAAGGAUGGGUUUAUGAGACAUCCUUCAGAUUCUCCAACAUGGAAGCAUUUGGAUAAUUUAUAUCCGGAGUUUGGAUCAGAAAUUCGAAAUGUUCGAUUGGGGUUGGCCAGUGAUGGAUUUAAUCUUUUUGGAAAAAUGAGGCAAGACCAUAGCACAUGGCCUGUGGUGCUUUCAGUUUACAAUUUACCACUCUGGAUGUGUAUGAAACAACCAAAUUUGUUGUUGUCUCUGUUAAUACCAGGACCACGCAGCCCCGGUAAAGAGAUUGAUGUGUACAUGCGUCCAUUGAUUGAUGAGUUGAAUGAGUUGUGGGAGGUGGGCACUCCUACUUAUGAUGCGUAUUUCAACCAAAAUUUUCCUAUGAAGACUGCCGUCUUAUGGACUAUAAGUGAUUUUCCGGCUUAUGGAAUGUUAUCAGGAUGGAGUACACAUGGAUAUAAAGCAUGUCCACAUUGCAUGCAUGAUAAAGAAUCUAUUUAUUUGCCGGCGAGUCGUAAGAUUUGCUAUUUAGGGCAUCGACGCUUUCUUCCUGCUGAUCAUAGGUUUCGAAGGCAAACCACAUCUUUUGAUGGUCGACGAGAGCAUCGUAAUGCACCAAGGCAGUGGACUGGUUUACAAUGUCUUGAAGAACUUUGUACUUUGAGAUUUAUUUUUGGAAAACCAAAGAAAGAUACUUCGGUUGGGCAACGUAGAAAACGAACUGAGAGCAGCACAAGUAGUAAGAGUCAGUGGAAGAAGAAAUCUAUUUUUUAUGAACUACCUUAUUGGAGACAUUUGUUGAUUAGACACAAUCUUGAUGUUAUGCAUAUUGAAAAAAAUAUAUGUGACAAUGUAGUGGGAACAUUGUUAGAUAUGGAUAAAAAGUCUAAGGAUGGAUUGGCUGCACGUGCAGAUCUUGAAAUCUUGAACAUAAGACAUGGACAACAUCCACGUAGGGAAGGAAAUAGAACAUUUCGACCUCCAGCAUUGUUCACGUUGAAAAGAGAAGAAAAAACUGCAUUUUGUGAAGUGUUGGCUACUAUUCGGGUUCCCGAUGGUUAUUCAUCAAAUUUGUCACGAUGUGUGCAUGUGAAUGAACGAAAAAUACAUGGAUUGAAAAGCCAUGAUUGUCAUGUUUUAAUGCAGCAGUUACUCCCGCUUGCAAUACGUGCGGUUUUGCCUAAAUCAGUUACUAUGAUAUUAUUAGAGUUGAGUGCAAUUUUCAGACAAUUGUGUAGCAAGAAGGAGUCCAAGGAAGGUUUCAAGCAAUUGAAUUCAAGAAUUGCCUUGACAUUAUGUCAAUUGGAGAAGAUAUUCCCGCCUGCAUUUUUUGAUGUAAUGAUGCACCUCCCAGUUCACUUGGCAGAUGAAGCCGCUAUUGCAGGGCCUAUUCAAUAUAGAUGGAUGUAUCCAAUUGAACGGUUUUUGCAAACACUGAAGCAUUAUGUUCAUAAUAAGGGUCAUCCUGAAAGUUCUAUUGCUGAAGCAUAUUUGGUGGAUGAGUGCUUGUCCUUUUGUUCCUUGUAUCUUAGAGAUGUCGAGUCUCGUCGCACUCGUAGAGGUCGAAAUGAAGAUGGUAUUGGACGUGGAGUAUCUGGUGGGUUAUCAAUAUUUUCCUCUAAAGGAUGUUAUAUGGGUUCAGGAGAAAAUGUGGAGCUUGAGUUAAAUGUUCUUGAUCAAUGCCACAUAUACAUUCUAAAUAAUUGUGAUGAGGUCAGCCCAUUUAGAAGGCAACAUGAGGAAUUCUUGAAAAAUCAACAUCGUCGAGCAAGGCUAACAAUUCGACAAAUCAAAAAACUAAGCAAGAAGGAAUUUCCAGAAUGGUUCAGGCAACAUAUUAAUUCAAGAUGUCAUGCUAAUGACAACUUGAUAUCUGAAGACUUGCGUUGGCUAGCCAAUUAUCCUAGGGUUGUGACGAAAUAUAAAAGUCACAUUAUUCAUGGGUUUAGAUUUCGUACAAAAUCUGUGGACGAUAAACAUAAGAAUCAAAAUUGUGGUGUCUUUGUACCUGCAAAUGUCCCUGGUGCAAUUGGGCAAGUGAAUUGUUAUGGCAGAGUCAUAGACAUGUUUAAGCCGAGAGAUUUAUUUGACGUAUUGGAGGAUAAUGAUGCACUUGAUGAUUAUGCCAUACCUGAUUUGGAUGAUCGUUUACUUGACAAUGAAAAUUUGCAUACAAGGGUUGGCGUGGAAGAGACUCCUUUUCACGAAGUAUUACCGUUGCCUACCCAGUUCCCUGAUUUUGUCAAUGUCGUCGAUGAUCUAACAGAAGAUGAAAUGGAAUAG